Messenger RNA from Aspergillus pseudonomiae, 318 nucleotides. RefSeq lists its product as uncharacterized. The record is from RefSeq and is a predicted model, not a curated record. The coding region runs from base 1 to 318 and encodes 105 amino acids. NCBI's taxonomy places the organism in Eukaryota, Fungi, Ascomycota, Eurotiomycetes, Eurotiales, Aspergillaceae. The transcript is spliced from 2 exons.
AUGAGGCUUCAGAUUGUGAUGCUUCUUUCUCUCUUCAGCCUAGCAGGUUCAAUAGCCAUACCUCCCCAUGUCCGUGGUGAAGCUGACGAAGUCAUCGCGGACUACAACACCGCGGCCGAGAUGGAUGCGCGGGACACACUGGAACCCAGAGCCUAUCCCCAUUGCCUGAGUUAUAAGGAAUGCAAAGGUGGCUGGUGCCACAAGGGUAACUGUCUGGACAAUGUGUGCAAGGGAGCCAAUAUGUGCCCCAAGGGCUUUUUGUGUGAUGGCGCCAACUGCUAUAAGCAUUUGCCUCCUUGGACGUAUGAUAUUCCCUAG